AAGCGGCGGCGGCGGCGGCGGCAGGGCGGACGGGCGCCCGCUCGGAAGUUUCGCGGACUCCGGGGCGCGGCUCGGAGCCCGCCGUUCCUCCAUGCCCCUGACGCCGAGGCGUAUGGCUGGCUGGCGGCCCCGCGGCCCUCGGGGCUUGCGGAGCCGGGGCCUGGGAGGCGGGCGCCGGCGCGCUCGGCUGCGGCUGCGGCGUGGGGCGCCCUGCGCUCCCGGGGGCGCCCAGGCCGGCCCGCUCCCUGCUCCCGCCCCGGCGCGGCGCUCUCAGGCGACGCGCGGCAUCCCGCCGGCAGCUUGCAGGCGCUCAGGCGCUGGGGAGCGGGGUUCGGGUCCUGGACCUACCGCGCGCAGCCGGGCAGCCGGUAGCUGCGGCUGCGAGCGCUGGGGCUGCAUGAGGCUCGCCAGGGUGCGGGCCAAGGGCGAAGGCGCGGCCCGCUCCCGCCGCCCCGGCCGGCCGCGGGCACCUUGCCCGGCACGCGCGCCCGGCGCCUUUGCCGGCAGGUCGCGGGGCUGUGGAGCCGCGAAGGCUGACGGCGCUCGCCGCAACUUUGCAGAGCGGCCCCCGCAGCGCAGCGGCAGCGGGCGAGGCGCCUCAGCGGAGACGCCUCUCCCGGCUAGUCGCACUGCCGCUCCGGGCUGUCCGCCCAGGCGCAGGCACGCAGACACACUCGCACACACAGGCUGGCACCGCCACAACCCGCCAGCCGGUGUGACAGGAGCCCUGCUACCCGCAGCAAAAACCUGCCCUAGGUACGGAGCAUGCGCCAAAGCCUUCCCCAGCCCCGGAGGAGUUUCCAGGGGAGGAGUCCGCUGCUCCGCGGGGCUCGGAGGAGGCAGCUGGGGGUGGGAAUCCUUUCCGCCUGGAGCAAGGAGAGAUUUGGCAGAAAGGCAAAGGUGGGGCGAGAAGAGGCCCCGAGGUAAGCGUCGCUGGCGUUGAUCUGAGACCUUAAAAUGGGCAGCUUCUCCGUCUGGUAGUGGCCGGAGAUAUCAAAUAAAUAGCUGGAUAUAGGAUCUGGAUUUCAUGCAAUAAUUCUGGACAGGAGAUUAAAAUGUGGUGGUUUUAAUAACAUAGGUAACAUAAUAGCAGUGAGUGCUCAAUAAAUAUUUGUUGACAGAAUCUGUAAAAGACCAAGUAAGCAAUUACCAUGGUCCAAGAGAGAAAUGAGACCUCAAACAAAAGGAAUAGCAAUGGAACAGAAGUGUAUACAUUUGAGAAAUAUUCCAAAGGCCGAAUCAAUAGGAUUCAGUGACUAAGUAGGAAGGGGUGAGAGAGGAAGAAAUUGAGGAUGACUCAAAGUAUGCUAGCUUGGAAAGCUAAGUGAACUGUAAGGUCAUUAAUAUGGGAGGCAAAACAGAUGAUUGGGCAUGAAAAUCAGUGUAGAGGACUAUUCUUUCUCUUAGCAAACUAAAAUGUUAGUGUUUUUCAAAUGGCUUUGAGCUUCAAAAUGUUUACUUACAUUUUAAGAAAGCAAACUUUAAAAAUACACUUUAAUUUGUCUACAGCAAGACAGAUAACUUUAGUUUAAUUAUUACCUUUGGAAAAAAAAUCCUAGGUAGAAACACAUUUGGUAAAAACUAUUUUCUCUUUCCUAAUGUUUUAUAUCACAAAUCAGGAUGUAAUCCUCCUCUUUUCUACAUUGGCCAUGAAUUUUAUUUUUUUCUCUCUCUCUUCAUAUAUGUGUAUACUUUUUUAAUCAUAAGAAAUCCAAUGUCUAAAGCAGGCUCUGAGAGAUAUUUUAGGUAAUUGUUCUUUGCUCCAUUAGGAUGGCCUUUUUCAACAGCACAGAAAGACAGAUGAUCCAGAAGCUUCUAAGAGCAGCUUUUAAAUAGGACUCUCAGUUUUUUAGGUACU
Molecule: messenger RNA, 1858 nt
Organism: Nomascus leucogenys (northern white-cheeked gibbon)
Lineage: Eukaryota; Metazoa; Chordata; Mammalia; Primates; Hylobatidae
Product: translation initiation factor IF-2-like
Exons: 2
Coding region: 92-943 (283 amino acids)
Source: RefSeq, a predicted model, not a curated record